Molecule: messenger RNA, 2789 nt
Organism: Doryrhamphus excisus (bluestripe pipefish)
Lineage: Eukaryota; Metazoa; Chordata; Actinopteri; Syngnathiformes; Syngnathidae
Product: very-long-chain enoyl-CoA reductase
Biological process (GO): very long-chain fatty acid biosynthetic process
Molecular function (GO): oxidoreductase activity, acting on the CH-CH group of donors
Source: RefSeq, a predicted model, not a curated record
CAAAGACCGCACAUUGGUAUUGUGUUCCGCAAGCGCCGUCCCAAGGUUACCAAGCGAGCUGCAGUGCGAAGAGCAAAUCAGCCGGCUUAUAUUUAGCCUUGCAAAUGGCGCUCUGUGGAUUAUGUCUUGCGGCUCUCCGGUUUCGUCUUCAACGUGUGUGUUUGCUAGCAUGACGGGGGCUCCGGUCCGAGCUAUUCAGGUGAGGCUCCCAGUGUCGUGUUCUUCCACACCGGCUCAUCUUCCAGGCAUUUUUUCGCUCACCCUCUUGGCGCUCAGGCACGCUGUAAAGAUAUUUACAGAGGUGAGGAGAGCAGCAGAGACACUUGUGUCAGGACCCGUGGACAACCAGUUGAGUCUCUUAGGGGGAUCAUGGAUGUUCUGGCCUUAGAGGCAAAGACUGUGAACGGUGCAGAGCCAGAGAAGAAGAAGGCUGCGUCCAGGCCCAGACCUAAACCUCCGAAAAAGCCCAAAAGGAUCGUAUACUUUGAGGUGGAGAUUGUGGAUGUUAAAAGCAAGGAGAAACUUCUACUGCUGGACAAGGUGGAGCCAACCGCAACUAUUUUGGAUAUCAAGGCCUUGUUUCACAAAUCAUAUCCAAAGUGGUACCCCGCCAGACAAUCACUGCGUUUGGAUCCAAAGGGUAAAUGUCUCAGAGAUGAGGAAGUUCUCCAAACACUUCCCGUGGGAACCACAGCUAGCUUCUACUUUAGUGACCUAGGACCUCAACUCACAUGGGGAACAGUGUUCCUGGCCGAGUGUGUCGGUCCACUGCUCAUCUAUUUAAUGUUCUACUUCCGCCUUCCCUUCAUCUACGCGCCCAAAUAUGACUUCACCAGCAGCAAACACUGGGUGGUACAUUCUGCUUGCAUCUGUCACUCCUUCCAUUACAUCAAGAGGAUUCUGGAGACACUGUUUGUCCACCGCAUAUCCAACGGGACCAUGCCUCUGAGGAAUAUAUUUAAGAAUUGUGGCUAUUACUGGUGCGCCGCAGCCUGGAUGGCGUACUACAUAAACCACCCUCUCUACACCACGCCUUUUUAUGGGCAGCAGCAGGUGAACACAGGACUUUACAUUUUCUGGUUCUGCCAAAUAGGGAAUUUCUCCAUCCAUGUUGCUCUCCGUAACAUCAAACAACCAGGUUCAAAAGUGAAGAAGAUUCCUUACCCGACGAAAAAUCCUUUCACAUGGAUUUUCUGGCUGGUGUCUUGUCCAAACUAUACAUAUGAGCUGGGCUCGUGGAUAGGAUUCAGCGUGAUGACGCAGUGUGUCCCUGUGGCUCUCUUCACUGUGGUGGGCUUCAUCCAGAUGACUGUGUGGGCCCGAGGGAAACACCGCAGCUACUUGAAGGAGUUUAAGGAUUAUCCCACCCUGCGCUCCUCCAUACUGCCCUUCAUCCUUUAGGAAGGGCAAACACCACCCUGGACCACCACCACCACCAUCACCCCACCAUAAUCCCUCCAGCCCACUGGACUGUCACAAACUUGAAGCAGUUUUUGGCUGGUUUAAAGUCUUAAUUUACCGUUGUUGAGGGGAAAAAAAAAAGUCCUUUACGUGUAGAUGUUGAUCCAUGUAGCCAGCAGCCUGGAGCUGACCCAUGAACGACCUUCGUAUUCUUAAAUCAUAAAGCAGACAGGCUAUGCUCUUUUUUUUUUUUUUUGCUUUGUGAGUGUGCAUCAAGUGCAUUUUUGGCAUAGAACAUGAAGAAAUACACUCUAAAAAUCUAUUGACACCACUUGAUUUAAUACAUAAAUGCAAUGUAAAAAAUGUAAUUAAUUGAUUUAGAUAAACUUUCUAAGUUGCUAACGUUAUUUUUUAAGUUAUGUUCAAAUAAUAAUGUUGGCUAUUACAUGGACUUAAUUUAGCAUGUCGUAUACACUCAAAUUUUAUUGUUGGUAAGCUUAAAACAAAAUUCAAGUUGCCAUGACUUUAAAAUUAGCUUGGUAACAUAAUACACACACACACACACACACACAUAUAUAUAUAUAUAUAAAAUUUUAUUUAAUUAAGUAGACAACAAAUUAAACUACUUUGAAUAAAAUGAUUAAGUCAGUUGACUUAACAUAUUUUUUUGAGUCACGAACUUAAAAACUUGUCCCUAUGACAACAAUUAUUCAGUAAGCAUUACUUAAAAUAAGCUUUGAGUGAAGAGGAAAAGCUAAUUCGUGCAAUGCAAUAUUGUUUGUUGGUUCAAAGCAAUUUCAAAUGAAGUUGUCAUAACUAAGAAAGACUAAUGGAAACUGUUGCGUUGAUUUUUUUUGUUGAGGCUAAACAUUUAUUUUUUGAGUGUAGGAUCCAAUCCCAAAUCCAGAGCCGCCAAGACUCCAAGUAAACUUUAAAAAAAGGAUGCCACGUCAUGUUUUAGUGCAGUUUUUUUUUAAGUUCUUUGGAUUUAUUUGUCUACUAAUCGGAGCCACAGUGCUUCACGUAAUUGCUUACAGACAUUUGAGGGAAAAUGAAAACAUCUUCCACUUUCAAUGAUUGUACAAAAAAAGGGCUAAAUAAAAAAAAAGUAUCAAGAGGCUGAACAAGGCUUUAUUUGUGUUGACGGACUGAUUUAAGACAAGGUGGACUACAUCCUAUGGAAUGUUACACACUUCAAGAGUCAUGUAUAGAUGGCAUGACAAAAACGAUGAACGAUAACAAAUAUUGCAUCUGAUCUGCUCUGUAUUGGCUCGGCCUGGUUCUUGUAUUAUUUACCAUGCAGGCGGCCAUUGCUGCUCUUAAUGCAAAUCAAUGAGGUAAGUAGAAAUGAACGAGGACGAGGAAGUGCUAUCAGCUACUGCAGGAAC